This is a messenger RNA of Brassica napus (rape), 1145 nucleotides long. RefSeq lists its product as uncharacterized. Gene Ontology annotation, cellular component: vesicle; extracellular region. Gene Ontology annotation, biological process: regulation of double fertilization forming a zygote and endosperm; regulation of protein localization to cell surface; double fertilization forming a zygote and endosperm. NCBI's taxonomy places the organism in Eukaryota, Viridiplantae, Streptophyta, Magnoliopsida, Brassicales, Brassicaceae. Bases 365 to 727 code for a protein of 120 amino acids. The record is from RefSeq and is a predicted model, not a curated record. The transcript has a single exon.
AGAGAGAGGUAGAUAGAGAGAGAUAGAUAUUUGUAUUAGACGGGAGAUUAUUUGAAAAUAAUAGUAUUGAAGCAUAACAAAAACGGUAAGACUAUAAACUCGUCUGAUCAGUUUUGUCAUGACUUAAAAACCCAACUAGUUAUUUGUUUUUAAUGUUGUUUGUCUCAUCGGUUUCAGCUUUGUUUUACUUUUGAAAACAGGUAAUUGAAUUUAGUAUAAAAGUCCAAAGAUGUUUCUUAACCUUCUUUCCAUUCAAUAUAAAUAGUCAAAGGAUUGUACUAUCUGCUCAUCAAUCAAAACACAGACUCGAUAAAGACUCAUAUAUUUGGAGAAAUCUUUCUUCUUCUUUUUUCAUCGUCUCAUAAUGUCUAUUAAAUAUGUUUUUUUCUUUAUGGUGUUUGUCUGUGUUGUAGUCUCUGCCAAUGCUCAACUACCCCAGUUUCCCAUCCCAUUUCCUUUUCCACUCCCAUUCCAACCAAGUCCCGGUAUUCCCGGAUUACCUGAUGUAGCAAAAUGUUGGUUUUCAGUGAUGGAUAUUCCAGGAUGCAUUAAAGAGAAUUACACAUCCAUACUCACAGGACAAUUCGGACAUGUAGGUCCUUCUUGUUGCAAAGCAUUUUUGGAAGCCGAAGCCAAUUGCUUACCGAAACUUCCAUUCAACCCACUUUUUCCACUCAAAGAACAAUGUUUAAGAAUUGAUAAAGCAGCUCCUCCUACCACAAAAUAGAGUUUUACAUAUAUAGAAGUAAUAGCUAUGUCGUUUUUAUUUUUCAAGGGAUUUUAACAUUUUAGCUACAACGUUAUCCUCCAAAAAUACGAUUAUAUAAACAGUAUUUUAGAAAUAAAAAAAUCCUGCAUUUCCUUUUAUAUUAACCAUGCGGUUCAUGACUGUGAAGAUUCUAAACUAAUCUUACUUAUAAAACAUACUUAAAUAAUACUACGAACUAAAACUAUACAAUUUAAUAUUUGGGAAAAUACAUGGGCUGCAUCUACAAAAUAAAUAUAAAGAAGAACAUAAGAGAAUGAUCGAUUUAAAAUCCGAGUUUCAUUUUACAAUAAUCUGAAAGAAGUCUAUUCAUAAUUUUUAUGCAAGCUAUAUAAGUUUCCCAUCUUUUUCUGUUUUUUUUUUGUUUUAUAAACAUAGC